UGUUGGUCUCACUUGGGGCUUGAACGAGCUCUUAUUAUUAUCCCGAACGCCUAAUAAUAUCGAAUAAUCACACAAUCCCGCCUUAUAAUUAUCGAAUUCGGUCGUUUUUAUUUAUUUUAUCGACAUUGUCGGUUCUCGUCCGUUUUCUGACAUGUCCCGCCCCCCUCGACGGGGCUAGUUGGUCAUACUUAAUCGUGAUUGGCUUGCGGUGCUCGGGUGCGAGAAUUUAAACCAAUCGUAGCGCAGAGGAAGACGCUGCCGCCGAAAUACGGGUUCUGUCCCACCAAUUUCCUCCCUGCGCUUACUGGUUCCACCUUUAAGGCUUAUGUCUGCCUUUAUGUGGAAAAUUGCCCAACAGCAACAUCUGGAGCAUUAUGGAAAACUAGAAGAAUUUGUUUCCUUAGUCACAAGGCUUGUCCCAGAGGUCUUGACCAGCAGACAGAAGGCCACAUUGGUAAUGGGACUCAGAGCAAAGAUGAUUCUUGAGAUGUGCCGGGGUGAACUGCCAGCAGACCUCGAGACAGUGAAGACGCACAUAAAGAGGAUUCAAACGUCUCAUUCGUCCAAGGGAAUUGAUACCGAGGCAGAUCUUUUACAGGCAAACCUUCUAACACUUGUGCUGGGUCUGCUGGAGGAUCCUGCCAAAAAGGAAUAUUUCUUUCAGGAGGUGUUCCCACAUGAGUAUGGGCCAGAAUUUGAUCAAGCGCUGCAGGUCCUGGUUGGCCAUUUCCUUUCAAGACUGGAGCAGCUGCUGCCAGUUCCCAGCUUCAAGCAGACUUCUUCUUGGCUCAGCACCUGUCCCUGGGAAUGGAAUGAGUACCUGGAAUCUGUUUGUAGAACAGAGAGUUUAUUACCUUUGAUGCAAAUCGGCAUUUGUGGGACGUUGGAGGAUAACGCACUCCCAUCAAUUGUGGAGGACAGAAUCCUCUCCUCAUUGUCCCUAACUGACAUGGUUAUUACCACCCAAACACAACCCCCCUCCCAGGAUAUGGACGGGGAGUGUGUACAGGAUGAUAGUGUCCAGGAAGAAGAUAUCAGCUCAGGUCUCGAUGAAACCGUAGUCGCAGAAUAUGUCAGCGCAAACGAUGGUGUAAUGGAGGAAGAUUCAGAGAGACAGACCUUUGAGAGAGAGAUCAAGGAGGCAAUUAAACAUUUAGAGAAGGAGACUGACAUAUCAGUCGAGGUGGCCGGGAGUCUCCAGAGCACAGGGGUUGACUCAGAAUUAAAAACGACUGAUGGAACAGAAAGUGUCAUAUCUGAAGCAGCACCUGCAGCAGACGAUAUUGCAGCAGAUCAGCAAACUGUGAUCCCCAGAGUUGCAAAUACAAAGAUCACUCAACCACUGGAGGUACCACAGUCAAACACAGGGAGUGAUGAGGAGGGGAUAACUGACCAGUGUGAUCCACAGCAGACUGUUUUAGAGGAAGCAGCUCAGGGAGAGGUAACUGCUGAGGAGCUAGGAUCGGAGCAGUCUCCCAGCAAUCCAAUCGCAGUCGACUCCCAAAAGAUACCUGUAAAGAGUUCUUACCUCUUCGGCAGGCUUUUACACAAGUGUCUGAAAUGUGGCAAGCGUUUUGCGUAUCGCUCCGAGCUCCAUAAACACCAAGAGAGUCACAGACUCGCUGCUUCGUUCAAGUGUAGUGAAUGUGGGCAACUCUUCAGAGAUUCGAAACUCCUGGCUCUACAUCGGCAGAGAGGCUGUCGUAUGAGGACGUACAAAUGCAUCAAGUGUGGCGCAGGCUUCAGGUCUCUUUCAAACUGGUACAAACACCAGCAGGCACACAAGGUGGUCUGCACACACAAAUGCCCUGAGUGUGGAAAGGUAUUCCGGAGUCUCACAGGCUUGGUGGCUCACAGACGAGAGCAUAUGGGUCCUGCAGUAAACGGUGUUUACACCUGUGACAAGUGCGACAUGACUUUCGGCUCGUAUCGUGGCAGGGUGCUGCACCAGAGGGUCCAUACGGAUAAAUCCAAGCAGCCUUUGCGAAAGGAACGCGAACCGGGGAAGUGCCGCUUCUGCGACGAGUCGUUUGUCCUGCUGAGCGAUCUGAGAGUACACCUGAAAACUCACCCUGAAUACAGACCCCAUCAGUGCGACCAGUGCGGGAAGUGUUUCGCUCUGCACCACAGUCUGCUCGCGCAUCUCUCCAACCACACGGGGGACAAGCCGUACCUCUGCACACAGUGUGGCAAGCGCUUCUUCAGCAAGGUCCAGCUGAAAUCACACAUGAGGUGUCACUCGGGCGAGCGGCCACACAUGUGCCCUCACUGUGGGAAAUGCUUUUCACUGCUGGGCAACCUGAACAUCCACGUACGGAUCCAUACUGGCGAGAAGCCCUACUUGUGCCGUCAUUGCGGGAAAGGCUUCAUCUCUGCCGGAGAGCUGCAAGUGCAUGAACGCAGUCACACUGGCGAGAAGCCCUACUGCUGCAGCAUCUGCAAUAAAAGAUUUGUGGUGUCGAGCCACCUGACGGCUCACAAGCGUGUUCACACAGGAGAGCGCCCUUAUUCCUGCACUCAGUGUGGCAAGACCUUCAUACGGAGAUACGACUGGAAUAAACACAUGUACACUCACUCAGGGGUCAAGCCUUUCCCCUGCAAUAUCUGCCAAAAGAGCUACACACGUCGCACACACUUGAACAGACACAUGCAGAGCCACGGCACAGGCCAUUAGUAACCUCGAUCUGAACGACCGGCGUGAGAAUCGGUUCAAUGUACAGAAGUACGUACUAUAAAUAAGGACAUUCCAGUGCAAAGUUUCAAAAGCACAUUGAUUAUGUUUUGUUUGACCAAAUGCAGAUAUAAUUAACCAAUAAAUGUUGGGCUUCUAGUUUAUCAAA
Messenger RNA from Silurus meridionalis, 2840 nucleotides. RefSeq lists its product as uncharacterized. Gene Ontology annotation, biological process: regulation of transcription by RNA polymerase II. The transcript has 9 exons. Lineage: Eukaryota; Metazoa; Chordata; Actinopteri; Siluriformes; Siluridae. Gene Ontology annotation, cellular component: nucleus. The record is from RefSeq and is a predicted model, not a curated record. Gene Ontology annotation, molecular function: RNA polymerase II transcription regulatory region sequence-specific DNA binding; DNA-binding transcription factor activity, RNA polymerase II-specific. Bases 326 to 2674 code for a protein of 782 amino acids.